Sphaerodactylus townsendi is the source of this 1266-nucleotide messenger RNA. RefSeq names its product thymidine phosphorylase (gene TYMP). The record is from RefSeq and is a predicted model, not a curated record. The transcript is spliced from 7 exons. NCBI's taxonomy places the organism in Eukaryota, Metazoa, Chordata, Lepidosauria, Squamata, Sphaerodactylidae. Gene Ontology annotation, biological process: pyrimidine nucleoside metabolic process; pyrimidine nucleobase metabolic process. Gene Ontology annotation, molecular function: 1,4-alpha-oligoglucan phosphorylase activity; pentosyltransferase activity. The coding region runs from base 101 to 934 and encodes 277 amino acids. Gene Ontology annotation, cellular component: cytosol.
CGAAUUCUCCGCUGCCUCGCAGACUCAGGAGAGCUCGGUGGACUGUUAGUUCAGGUCUCAGUCUGUGGCCGCAGAGCCAGGUCUUUCCCGCUCCACAGCGAUGGAUCCAGGCAGCCGGGUCAGCGUCCCAGAGGUCAUCCGGAAGAAACGGGAUGGCGAGAAACUGCAAGAAGAGGAAAUCCAGACUUUUGUCCGAGGGGUGACGAGGGGCACCCUGAAGGAUGGCCAGAUUGGGGCAAUGCUGAUGGCCAUUCGACUGCAGGGCAUGGAUGCCAAGGAGACGCUGGCACUGACCCGGGAGAUGACUGCAUCAGGGCGAGUCUUGGAGUGGCCUGAGGAAUGGCAAGGACUUCUGGUGGACAAGCAUUCCACCGGCGGCGUUGGCGACAAAGUCAGCUUGCCUCUGGCCCCAGCUUUGGCAGCCUGCGGAUGUAAGGUGCCCAUGAUCAGUGGUCGAGGCCUGGGCCACACCGGAGGCACGCUGGACAAGCUGGAGUCUGUGCCUGGCUUCAAGGUCUCACAGAGUCCCGAUCAGGGGCAGGUCCCAGCCGCAGGGGGCACUCUUUUAGGAACUGUUCAGCAGAUUUUAGCACUGCCAAUCGCUCUGGUGCUCCACAGCCUGGGAGCUGGACGCACCCGGGAGGGACAAGCCAUCAAUCACUGUGUGGGAGCUGAGCUGCUGGUUUCCGUGGGGCAGCGCGUGAGGAAAGGAUCUCCGUGGCUCAGGAUACAUUACGAAAGCCCCAAACUGACGGAUGGUGACCGACACAGCCUGCAAGCCGCUCUGAUUUUGGGAGAUCCCUUUCCUCCCCGCUCAAAGGUGGUAAAGACUAUCCUGCCGCACACAUCUCUCAACGAGGCUGGAUCAAGAGGGAACUGGAAGAGACCUGCAGAAAAGCAGAACUUGGAGGACACCAAACCACCAUCUAGCUGAUUCUGUUUCUUCUCCUUUUAAUUCGUUGCGUGACAUUUUUAAAAAAAAUUUGAACUUCAAAUUCAUUCCAACGUCCAAAACAUUCACAGAGAUAAAAAUUCACCGCAUUCACUAAAUUACGAAAUACUUAUUUCUUCUGCAGCUGGUCGUUAAACAUCCAGAUAAAAUCAAAUUGUUACUAAUAAAAAGUCUCACUUUUUUCUACUGGAGGGGAGGACAAAGGCCCAGCUCCCAACAGAAGUGUACUUGGUGCAACACGCGUACAAAAUAAAAUAGAGAAAAAAAGAAAUGGAGCUGACUUUAAUUAAGCUUCCUAAAGUAGAAUGGAAAGA